This is a messenger RNA of Anthostomella pinea, 909 nucleotides long. The record is from the annotation of a GenBank genome assembly. NCBI's taxonomy places the organism in Eukaryota, Fungi, Ascomycota, Sordariomycetes, Xylariales, Xylariaceae.
AUGACUUCAAACUCGCCUUUCUCGCCCCCAGUUACCUAUGCUGAUGUCUACACGUAUGACGGCAACCCUGAUUACCAACCAGUACGAUUGCAUCUUCACGACGAGUCGGGCCAAUGCGCAACAGCCGUCCAUGCCACGAGCGGGUGCUCCAUAGAUGUCGGUGACCGCGUCUACUGCCUGGCGCCAGAGGCCACAUCACCGAUCCCAGACGAGCUCCGGCGCCGCUUCAAAGAGAAAUGUCAGCGUGCUGGCAAGAUUGUGUUCGUUGAUCCUGCGCAUCGAUGGCUAUGGAUGACCUCUGAUAACAGGCUCUCGAAAGGCUUGUCUAAACAGCCGGAGGAUCUCCAGAGGUACGGAAACAGAUUGGUCGAUGACAUUUACACGUUCAGUCGGAAGCACCACGAGCCACUUCACACAUCAGUGACUCGGCAGUACAUCCUCACCCCACGUGACUUGCCUCUCGUCGAGUGCGGCGACAUCCGCCAUUUCUUUGCAGCAAUAUGGCCAAGCAAAACACCACAGGAUUCCUUGCGCCUGGCUGUGGCAAGUUUCAAUCACAGGUCUAGCGCGGGAGUUUCGGAGGCCGACCUGAAGGGAUGCCACAUAAUGAGUCGGCGUAUACUUUUCCAGGGCAUGACUUGGUGUGAAUCGCACGGUCGCGUGGUCGAGGCACAUGAUGGUAAUAGGGUGAUUGAAAGUACGCUGUUCCAUGAGGUUGACGCCUUGGGGAGCCCCAUCACGAGAGUGCAUGAUCCUGCGCGCUGGAUUGGUGAGAUCCGGGACAUAGUGGACGAACUGGAGAUAGAUGACGAAAGGGAUGCUAGGAAGUUUGUCUUCUCGGAUGGCACGGGCGUGGAGACAACCAUUCACGUGUGGAAGAGAGAGGUUAUACAAAUUAUACGGCGAUAA